AUAAUAUCAUCGCUCCACCUACAUACUACAGACUGCCUAUAAAGGUAUGGUGCGUCCGAUUUCCCGACUGUAGAGUGCAUCUUCGUAUGUCUACGUGAGGAACAUGGCUGAAAUGAGCCCUGGAAAACGAAAUUAAUACAGAAUAUUUAGCUUCCAAUCCAACAUCGGGAUGGCACAUCAACUUCACUUAGAGAAAGAAAAGUACAGACAAUGGGCGAAGGCCGGACUUGGACUGGGAUACUCAAAAGAAGGACUUGCGCCAUUUUGUGACGAUGUCGCCAAACAACAACAUAAAGACAUCUUAGAUAACAUUAAACAGACAAAGAAUAUAUCGACUGUGACAUGUGGUCAGUGUGCUCUGAAAACUCUCAAACCGGAUCAUUUGAAAAUAGGAAAGAAUCAAUGUCCGUUAGGUCAAGUUAAUUGUAACUGCUGCUAUACGAGUGGUAAAAUUGCUUGUCCAAACAACGCAUGUGGCGCCAUCUAUGACGACAUUAUAACUAACCAUGCGUCCUCGCCACCAGCUCCUUAUUGGAAAAACACCCAAACUCAGCAGUGGACUGGAGAUCCUUGGAGUAUAGCUAAAUGUUUCAUCAACGCCCCGGGAUAUGAUCAGAAGACAUCAUCAGCCGACAUUGACUGUUCAGGACUACUGCAUGUGAUUAUAAACAACAAAUAUUUUCAUAAUCACAUUCAGUGUAAUUUAGCUGGAGCUAAUGUAUUUUCAAAGGUGAGACAGUACAGAAACGAGAUAUUCCACUCAGGCACCAUGGAACUGGAAAAGGCUGUUGCAAAUAAUUACAUUGAUGAUAUGAUUGCUGUGUUGAAAGAUGGUAAAGAACUGAUCAACCGAAAAGAUGCUCAGGACGCCGUAACAAAACUUGAAGAGCUAAAGAAUAAAGAUUUUGUCGUAACCACUGAAAAUAUGGAGAAAGUUCUUGGAGAUGUCAGAGAAGAAACGGGCAAUUUAAGAAAAUUAACAGGUCUAGCAACUAAGGAUGACCGUGUGAAUCUAAAAAGGAAAUUGUCUGCAGUUGAAUCUCUCAUGUCUGAACUAAAGGAGGUGGUGAAAAGACUCAAGAUAGACGAUUCUGCCCUAAAGAACAAUCGGAGUACGAAAAGUCAAAACUAGAUUUACAGAAGAAGUUGAUAAAGCAUUACAGAGAAGAUAUACUACGCAUGUCUGCACUUCCGCUUCAACAAGAGGGUAAUCUAAGUGACUUUAAAGAUGUAUACGUCAGACCGCAAAUGACGAUUGAAUCGAAAAG
Molecule: messenger RNA, 1268 nt
Organism: Mercenaria mercenaria
Lineage: Eukaryota; Metazoa; Mollusca; Bivalvia; Venerida; Veneridae
Exons: 6
Coding region: 170-1132 (320 amino acids)
Source: RefSeq, a predicted model, not a curated record